GAUAGUCCACCCCAGAAAUUUCUUUAGCUGACGAUAUAGACCUAAUAAUACCAUGAAGAAUGAUACAAGUCUCAUUAAAAUCCAUGAUCAAAUAACGAAGAUAUAUCGACUUUUGUAUCGAAAAUCAGCCGCCCCCCCCCAAUGAAAUAGCGUUACAUGGGCAUGAAACGAUCGCCAAAAAAUAACCGAUAGUAUCGAAAUUGUGACGUAUGUUGCGAGCUGCCUUCUUAUUUCGCAGACAUUCACUUUCGCUCGCGGUACACUGUUAUCGCACUGACACGACGAAUCAUGGUCUUUUGCCAAGCAAUAGGUUGCUAUAAUGACUCCUCUAGGACAAAGGGUAAAAGUUUUUACUCAAUACCGGACCCCGUGAAAGAACGGGAAAGGUGUGCAAAAUGGAUUGCUGCGCUGAAAUCGGCGAAAUUCAACUUGAACAAUUACCAAUAUAAUAGAAAUCAUGUCGUUUGUAGCGACCACUUUGAACCACGGUGCUUCGAGCAUGAUCUGAAAGCGGAGCUAUGCGGUACAAGACCUCGAAAAAUCCUCAAAGAUGAUGCUAUUCCUACCAUUUUCAUACAUCGAGGACCGGUUAAGAUGCGCACAUCAAGUGAAAGAAGGAUUUCUGGAAGACGUACUAAACAGUUUGUAGACAAUUUACUACAGCCAUCAACAUCAGGUGAAUCAGCAUCAUCGCCUAUGAAAGAUGGAAAUAAGAACGUGGACUCUGCUUCGAACUCUUCUAUUCCAUCACCAACGAUGCCGUCUCUGUUAUCUCGCAGAUUGAAAUCCCGAGAUAUGCCAUGCAGUAGAACUACUCCAAUGGCAGAAGCAAUUCCAAACAGCAAAGUUCAAGAGACCUCAUCUUUGAUACCGGGGCCUGGGAAAGAUGGAGCUCGUCAAUCCUUUCAAAAUACUUUGGAUAUACUUUAUCCAGUCCAAUCAAGUCAUGAUACCCUAGAACCUCAUCAGCCUGUUACCCUGAACAAGAUCUUGCUCUCACUGAAGCAAACAAGGACAAGAAAUGCAUCUGAAGAGAAUGACCAACCUGCUUCUCGAAAUAAGCACGUCAGAUUUGAUGGACAGCUGCAAGACCACAACUACUUCAAGUCGUCCAAAGAUGACCACCCUCCUCUCCAUGAAAGUCCGCUUCCAUCCCCAGAGCAUCCAGGAAUGCCUGAAGAUGUUAUUCUGAAUGACAUCCCACUACCCACAUCAUCUUUGUCUUCUCCAAAUCCACCAGCUUCAUCUUCAUCUUCUCCAAAUCCAUCAGCUUCAUCUCCAUCUUCUCCAGAGCCACCAUCAAUGCCAUCAUCUCCAUCGGCAUCACAGUCAUUCUCCUCAAGAUCUACUGAAAUUACAUCUUCUGAAACUACAAGUGAUCCCUCCUACACCCUGUCAUCUGAAUCGAGUUCAGAAAGCGAUGACGAUAAGGUACAUAGGUAUUGCAGUGAUCCAAAAUACAUGGUUUUUGAUUCUGAAUUAGAGAAGCUACUGUAUGCUCUCCAUUGCAAUAAAUGUUGUGGGGGACAUAUUACAGAGUUGAGGAAAAAUGUGGUGGGCACCCUCCUAGCAGUAUCUGCUGUCUGUGUCUGUGGCAAUACUGUGACCCGUUGGGAGUCACAGCCCAGGAUUGGGCAAAUGCCAGUCGGCAAUAUUCUGUGUACGUCAAGUGCGUUUUUCAGUGGGGGGACCCAAGGCAGUAUAGAUUUUUUCCUGUCGCUGCUCAAUCUACAAAAUUUGAGUAAAACAAAAUUUUAUGAGAAUCAAAAAAGGCUUGUGCUUUCAGCAGUAAACACCGCGUAUGACAAAAAUAUUGAGCAAGUUAGAAGAGAAUUAUGUGGAGAUCGUGGGAUGGUCAUUUGUGGGGAUGGGAGAUGUGAUUCCCCUGGCUACAAUGCCAAAUAUUGCUCAUACACGUUCAUGCACAUGGCAACUAGCAAAAUCAUUGUCAUGUCCCUUGUGCAGGUGACAGAGGCCACUAGCUCAGUAGCAAUGGAAAAACUUGGGUUUAAGCGGGCUUUGGAUGAGCUUCUGCAAGCGGGUUGCAGUGUUGCCACAGUGGCCACAGACAGGCAUACAGGUAUUAGAAAACUAGUCCGAGAAGAAUAUGCCCGCAUUGACCACCAAUUUGACAUCUGGCAUAUGACCAAAUCGGUGGUCAAGAAGCUGACUGCCAAGAGCAAGCAGAAAGAGAAUGAAGGGUUGGGCCCUUGGAUAAGGGCAGUAACUAACCAUUUGUGGUGGGCUGCCACAAAUUGCAAGGGUGAUGAGGAAUUGCUAGUAGAAAUGUGGCAGUCAAUUACCCACCAUGUGUGUAAUGUGCACACAUGGAACUCAGGGGAUAAGUACCAUGAGUGCGCUCAUGCCCCCAUCGAUCUAACAAAAGAGAGAAAAAUCAAGUGGUUGACCCCAGAUUCCCUUGCUCACGUAGCACUCCAAGAGGUUCUUUUUGACAAAAAUCUUGUGAAGGACAUUAAACGCCUCACAAAAGCUUGUAGGACUGGGGAGUUAGAGUCUUUCCAUAGCAUGCUCUUGAAGUACGCUCCAAAGAGACAAGAGUUUGACUAUCCUGUGAUGCUAGCCCGGCUACAGUUGGCCGUGCUAGAUCAUAACAAUAACGUAGGACGGGAUUAUGCCAUGGUAAAAAAGCCACAACCAGGGGCCGACAACAAAGGUGAACCACAGGUUUUCCACAGUUACUCAAAGAGAUCGAAGGUUUGGACGACUAAAGACAAAAAGGUGAAAAAGAAGUAUGAUUAUGUGGAAGACAUGCAAGUUCAUCUUCUGCAGAUGCAAAGUGGCAUGGUAGAAACUGAAGAAGUACCUCUUCCAAACAUGCCCCAGAACAUUGCACCAAUUCCUAGGCCUCCAGUAGAAGAGCUCAUGGCUAAGCGAUUUAGACGCUUUAAGCCAUAAAUGUUGUAAGCUCUUCCGUCUUAUUUGAAUGGUAUUUCCACCAUGAAUUUUCCUUUUAAAAGCCACAUUUUCAGUUCCCAUGUUGGGGUUUUUCAUUAUGGAAUAUAUAUCAGAAACCUCUUUAGAGGUAUGUAUUUUUUUUCUUCUUCAGUUACUGCCCUUAUCAAAUGGCGUAAACCAGGGUUCCACAGUACUUUUUUUUCAAAGGGGGUCCAGAUUAACAUACUUAGGGUCUGUGUGCAUGGAGCCCAUGCUUAAUUUUCUACAUUUUGGGGGCCCAUGUGUACCGGGUGCAUGUUAGUGUCGAGCCUUGCCUUAACCUUUGCUCUCUUUUUGCUUACAUGUAGUUCUAGAAGGUAUAAUGAGAUAAUACUCAUAUUAUUAUAUAUAUUUUUAUGAAUAUUGUAUAGAACUUUAUAGUGUUAUACUUUUGACUGAUUCUUCUUUUUUUUAUCAUUUGAAGAACUACGGUUCAAAGUCAGUUAUAUCUUACUGUUAUUACAUAUUAUGGUUUAAGAGUGGUAUCAGUUUGUUGGAAAUUAAUUUAUAUCAUGACUAUAUAGUAACACAGAAAUUUGUCAAAAGUAGCAUGCUACAAUUAUGUAUACUUGGGUCCCAACACUUAAUUGCACAUGGACAAAGAUCAGUGGCAAUAGUCUUAGUUACAUAAUGUAUAAAGUAGUAGUGGUGUGUAAGGUCAACUUAGCAUAAAAUACUGAUAAAUUUCAAGGUUUUUAAUGUUUCAAAAUGAAAUAUUAUUGGAUCAGAACUUUUAGAGGUAUUUUUAAUAUAUUCUUAUUACUCUUUACAGUACGAGUGAAAUCAUCCUGAAAUACAAAUUGUCUUUUUAAUUUUUCAAUUUUUGUUUUUAUUAAGCAACGAUUAAAAGGCAUAUUGGCACUAAAUCAUUAUAUAAAUGAUAUUUCUUCAUCCUCUAUUUAUAACUAUAUUUUAGUUACUACCGUUCAAAAAUUGAGAUAAAGCAACAGUAUAGAAAUUCUCUGAUAUUCAGAUAAUUCAGAUAACAAGUAUCACAAGUAUUCACAGGCUCAAUAUUUCUAAUGUGAAAAAAACAACACUUUACCUAUGUAUUUAAUGUAUACAUGUACCAAUAAUCUACAAUGUCAAUGUAUGCUGAUAUUUUGGCCAUUUAAAACUCAUUAAAGAAAAAAAAGAGUA
This is a messenger RNA of Strongylocentrotus purpuratus (purple sea urchin), 4095 nucleotides long. RefSeq lists its product as uncharacterized. The record is from RefSeq and is a predicted model, not a curated record. Bases 289 to 2916 code for a protein of 875 amino acids. Lineage: Eukaryota; Metazoa; Echinodermata; Echinoidea; Camarodonta; Strongylocentrotidae. The transcript is spliced from 6 exons.